This is a messenger RNA of Melitaea cinxia (Glanville fritillary), 2713 nucleotides long. RefSeq names its product sodium-independent sulfate anion transporter-like (gene Esp). The transcript is spliced from 8 exons. The record is from RefSeq and is a predicted model, not a curated record. Gene Ontology annotation, biological process: transmembrane transport. Gene Ontology annotation, cellular component: membrane. Gene Ontology annotation, molecular function: sulfate transmembrane transporter activity. Bases 1 to 1905 code for a protein of 634 amino acids. NCBI's taxonomy places the organism in Eukaryota, Metazoa, Arthropoda, Insecta, Lepidoptera, Nymphalidae.
AUGAUUCCACGAAGAAAGCACAACGCCUCCUCCGGCUCGCUGCCGCAAUCCGACGACAAGCACGCCAGCAACGACUACAUCCGUAAUCCUAUAAAGUAUACUUCACUUUCAGUUUCCGACGCCGGCUCUCGGAACGGAUGGCGAGCGGUAAUAAAACGACGGUUCAACCGUAAAACGCUCCAUAAGCGCAUUCCUAUCACCGCGUGGCUGCCGCAGUAUAACGCGUCGAAGGCGAUCGGCGACGUGAUCGCCGGCGUCACCGUGGGCCUGACGGUGAUCCCGCAGUCGCUGGCGUACUCCAACAUCGCGGGCCUGCCGCCGCAGUACGGGCUGUACGGCUCGUUCUUCGGCUGCUUCAUCUACAUCCUGCUGGGCGGCUGCCGCGCCGUGCCCGCUGGGCCUACGGCCAUCGCUUCGCUGCUCACGUGGCAGGUGGCGGGCGGCGUGGUUGAGAAGGCCGUGCUGCUCAACUUCCUCACGGGGCUCGUGGAGCUGCUCAUGGGUGUGCUAGGACUCGGGUUCCUGGUCAACUUCGUGUCGGGGCCCGUGUCGUCCGGCUUUACGUCGGCCGUGGCGCUUAUGAUUGCGACUUCGCAAGUGAAGGACAUGUUCGCCAUAUCCGUAUCGGGCACCACCUUCCUGCAGCAGUGGAUAUCGAUCUUCCGGAACAUCCACAACGCCUCUCUGUGGGACCCCGUGCUCGGAUUCGUCUGUAUUGCACUUUUGCUCUCCAUGAGGAGAAUUGGAAUGAUAAAGCUCGGAGAGACGUCGUCGGAGGGGCCGAGCACGCGCCAGAAGGUGUUGACGAAGUGCAUGUGGCUGCUGGGCACGUGCCGCAACGCCAUCGUCGUGAUCGCCACCGGCGCGCUGGGCUUCUGGUUCGUGGCCACGCACGACGCCCCGCCUUUCCGGCUCAUGGGCGCCAUCCCAUCAGGCGUGCCGACGCCGCAGCUGCCGCCCUUCGGCUACGUGCGCGCCGACAACUCGACGGCAGACUUCCUGGACAUGGUGUCGGAGAUGGGCUCGGGGCUGCUCGUGAUCCCGCUCAUCGUGCUGCUGGAGGACAUCGCCAUCUGCAAGGCGUUCUCCGACGGCCGCACCAUCGACGCCACGCAGGAGAUGAUCGCGCUGGGCGUCGCCAACGUCUGCAACUCCUUCAUGCAGGCCUACCCGGGCGGCGGCUCGCUGGCGCGCUCCGUCGUCGCCAACGGCUCGGGCGUCAAGACCACCUUCAGCGGUCUCUACACGGGCGUCAUGGUGAUUUUGGCGCUGCAGUUCUUCACGCAGUAUUUCGAAUAUAUACCAAAGGCGUCUCUCGCGGCUGUGAUUAUUUCGGCGAUAUUGUUUAUGGUCGAAUAUGAUGUUAUUAAACCGAUGUGGCGAGCAAAAAAACUGGAUUUAAUUCCGGGAGUUGGAACAUUCGUGCUGUGUCUAACACUACCCAUAGAACUGGGUAUUCUCACGGGUGUCGUCGUCAACAUAAUAUUCAUCCUGUACCACGCCGCUCGGCCUAAGUUCUCCGUAGAAAUGUUGAAAACGGAUCAGGGCGUGGAGUACCUGAUGAUCACGCCGGACCGCUGCCUCAUGUUCCCGUCCGUGGACUACGUGCGGCGGCUGGUGACCAAGUGCGCGGCCAGCAGCAGCGUGCCCGUGGUGAUCGAGUGCACGCACAUCUACAGCGCCGACUACACGGCCGCCAAGAGCAUCGAGCAGCUCACGGCCGACUUCCACGCGCGCCAGCAGCCGCUGUACUUCUACAACGUGAAGCCGUCCGUGUGCUCCAUCUUCGAGGCGGUGGCCAAGCCGGAGCACUUCGUGGUGUUCUACGAGGACGACGAGCUGGACCGCCUGCUGGCGGCCGACGAGCGCCUGGCGCCGCGCAAGCCGCCGCCGCUGCACGCCUGAGCGGCCGGACGGAGGCCUUGGCUGUUCUGUGAUCGGGCCCACGGCCCGCAGUCUUCAGUAUUAGGGAGUGAUCGAUAGAAGCUUUAGUCGACUAUUGUCUGCUUAUACGUUUCCCAUAGAGUUAUUUUUUUAUAAACUAUAUUAGUUUCGGAGCGGACCCUAUGAGUCCCCGUGUAUCGUUGUGAUUUAGAAGUAAUGUUUAGAUUUUAUCGUUAAUGAUGCACGCUACCAGAUUAUAAAACAAAAUUAACAUUAAAGGUCGUUGUUGAAAUUGAGAAUAUCUAAUAUGACUACUGUAAAAGUUACAAAAGUGAUAGCUGUAGAGUCUUAAAGGUCAUUUUAUUUAUUUUUAGGUAAAUGAGUACAAGUUAGACUGUAAAACUAUAUUUUAAGCUAAUGAUGUAUUAUAAAAUGUGCCGAGAGCCGCGCGCCGUGAGUGCACGUGUGUGCGAGUGUGCGUGUGUGGGUGUGCGCGUGUGCGCGAGUGGCUGUGACCCUUGAACUAGUAUGGAGUGUGCGCGGGUGUGCGUACGUGCUGUGCGUGUGUGCGUGUGGGUGUGUGGCGGAGCGCGCGGCUGCGUUGGGCUCUAUAUCCAUUCUCUUGUGAUCUACGACUACAGUACCUAUUCAAUAUUAUAUUUUUAUGUAUCAAUAAAUAACUAAAUAAAUGAAAUCUAUUUUAAAUAAAAAAAAAAUAAAGUGAUUAACUAUAAAAUAUAUUAAUAAGUAUAUGGUGCGUUUAAAUGAAUAACAAAUGUUUCCCAGUUCCAAGAACGAAAUAAUACACUCUUAAAGAGUUAUUAAGAAA